AGAAGAAGAAGAAAUAUAUUGUCUUUCAAACACCGGACUCAAUAAACGUUGUUUAAAAAAAGCGUUUAUCAAUGAUGGCAAUUAUGAUUGUUAUGGAGGGCCUGACGAAGAUCCUAGUUAUUGUAAAAAUCAAUAUCCAAGAGAUCUUUCUAAACGAUAUCGUUGUUGGAAUAGUUCAGAAUGCAUUCGAAUUGAACAACUAUGUGAUGGUAUUAAAAAUUGUUUACAUAAUGAUGAUGAAGAAAUCUGUUCAAAACGAUCCAAAAAUAAUUGUUCUGAUGGUACGUACUUCUGUGCUGGAAAAUGUCAGAAUAAAGAUAUUCGUUGUAAUGGAGUAAUUGACUGCUCAUUGCAGCAAUGUGUGAAAUGGCCAGGCCAAAUAGCCUACGGAUGUGUUUCAGCAUUUAGCGAAGAAUAUGACGAAUGGUUUUGCGAUUUAAUUACAAAAUACCCACCUUAUAAGCAAUUUUCAUUUCAUGAGUAUAAUCAAUAUCCGCCAUUAAGCAUUACUAAUAUACUAGAAAAUCAGAAUAAAAAGAUAUCGAGUAAUCUUGGUCAAAUAGCUAGAACUCCAAAAUUUUCUAACGAAGAUAUUGAUUUAUAUUAUUGUCAUCGUGGCAUUCUGGUGAGUCAUAUAAAUAAUGGCAGAAAUGUUUGUUUAUGUCCACCCAACUAUGAAGGAGAUCGAUGUCAAUACCAACGAGAGCAUAUAACAGUUCAUUUGAAAAUUAAAACACCUAUGGAAAUGCAACUUAAUCGUCUAACAGCACAAUUAAAUUUAGAUCCAAAAUAUCUAAAUGCCCUCAAUUGCAAUGAGUAUUGUGUACAUGGUGUAUGCUCUUUAUCACCAAAUACAAGAAAUCAAAGCUUUUGUUUAUGUAAUGAAGGAUGGACCGGAGAUACAUGUGAUAUUACUUCAUCCUUAGCAUGCGCACCGGGUUCAUUUGCAUUCCAUUCAUAUUGUGUAUGUCCGCUCGGGCGUUUUGGCUAUAACUGCUAUGGCAAAGUUGAUCUUUGUCGGAGCAAUAUAUGCCAAAAUAAUGCUACAUGCCGUACACUUGAUAUUAAAUCAAAUCAAUACAUUUGUAUAUGCGCAGAAGGCUAUUAUGGUAAAUAUUGCCAAAAUUCAUCGGCUAAAGUGAAUAUUGUGUUUAAUAAAUUAAUAUAUGAUCACUCAAUUUUCGACAUUCCAGUUGUUUUAAUACAUUUCGUGAAUAUAGUAGACAUGAUCAGUUUAACUACAAUACAAGAUCGUUUUCUUUUUAAAAGAGUUUCUUUUAAUAGAAAUUUAACUAUAAUUUCUCAUCAACCAUUUUUAUCAACAUUUAUUUAUGUUCAAAUUUUCUUUGAUGCGAAAGAUUAUUAUGGUCAAUAUUAUUUGGUUAGCUUCUCGAAACAAUCAGUAAAAGCAGUUUAUACAAGCAUUUUAAUGUCCAAUGAAUGCCCAUUUAUCGGUCAAUUCUUAAGUAAUGAAAUUAUGUCAUAUUCAUAUAUGAAGCGUAUUAAAUCAUACUAUAAACCAUGCUUAAAACUUGGUACGAAAUGUUUUUAUGACGAAAAAUAUAUAUGUUUAUGUGACAAUGAAGCAAAUUUCGAUUGUUUUCUAUUUGAUCACUCGGAUAGUAACUGUACUGAUCGUCAAUAUUGUCAAAAUGAUGGCCAUUGUGUUCAAUCAAUGCAAAAACGUCAUGGUUAUUUUGAAUUUGCAUGUGUUUGUUCGGAAUGUUAUUAUGGAGAUUUUUGUCAAUUUACAACAGCGCAUUAUACAAUUUCAUUAAAUUCUUUACUUGGCCAGCAUAUUUAUCCUGAUCAAUCAUUAAAUGAUCAAUCUCCAAUUGUAAUUAUCCUAGUAGAAUUACCACGCCUUAUCCUUACAUUUGCACUCUCUUGUAUUCGAUUCGAAUGGCAAAAAUAUGUGUAUUUAGUAUUCUAUUUGGUUAGCAUACUGCCAUGGAUGGGUACUUUAGUUAUAUUUGUAAUUCCUUCACCAUUAUAUCGUGAUGAAUUGAAAGCAUUUGGACAACGUUCAUUAAAACGAUUCCGUAGCCAUUGGAAUGUGCAUAUUCCGUGAGUGUAUGGAUGCGCGUGUGUCAAGCAACUAUGAUGGAUUUCCCCUUGUUGGAAGGACUCUUUAUCCUCAGACGACUUAGAGUUUAUGACUAUCUUGAGGGCAUGGGUGUGGGUGUGGGGUGUGGGUGUGAGUGUGUGGGUGUGGAUGGGUGUGGAUGGGGGUGGGUGUGG
Molecule: messenger RNA, 2241 nt
Organism: Rotaria sp. Silwood2
Lineage: Eukaryota; Metazoa; Rotifera; Eurotatoria; Philodinida; Philodinidae
Source: the annotation of a GenBank genome assembly